This is a messenger RNA of Caenorhabditis elegans, 1425 nucleotides long. It is a transcript of the gene brc-2, whose product is annotated as DNA repair protein brc-2. NCBI's taxonomy places the organism in Eukaryota, Metazoa, Nematoda, Chromadorea, Rhabditida, Rhabditidae. The coding region runs from base 30 to 1214 and encodes 394 amino acids. Gene Ontology annotation, cellular component: nucleus; chromosome. The record is from RefSeq and is marked reviewed. The transcript has 11 exons.
ACUUUACCAGAAUAUUGUGACAUCGACCGAUGGGUGACUCAUCUAAAAAAGUAAAAGACAGUUUCGACACAAUAUCUGAACCAGACAGCUUUGAUGAGCCGAAAGGCGUACCGAUAUCAAUGGAACCGGUUUUUUCAACAGCGGCUGGUAUCCGAAUUGAUGUGAAGCAGGAAUCGAUUGAUAAAUCAAAGAAGAUGUUGAAUAGUGAUCUCAAGAGCAAAUCCUCGUCUAAAGGCGGAUUUUCUUCCCCUCUCGUGCGCAAAAACAAUGGGUCGAGCGCUUUCGUUUCACCGUUUCGAAGAGAAGGAACGAGCUCAACAACUACAAAACGGCCGGCUAGCGGCGGUUUCGAAGAUUUCGAAGCUCCACCAGCAAAAAAAUCAACCAGCAGUUCUUCUAAAAAAAGUAAAAAACAUUCGAAAAAAGAAAAGAAGAAGGAGUUUAAAGAAAUCCACGCCGAUGUUUUGCGUGUUUCUCGAAUCUACGAAAAGGAUAAAUUCCGAAUUAUUCUUCAAGAAUCCAGCUCAACUCCUCUAAUCCUGGCCACUUGUAGCUACAAUCGUGGCUCUGAUAUUAAAUUUGGCGACAGAAUUCAUGUCGACGCGGAAGUCUGUAAAAAAUCAAGCUCAGGCGAUGUUACAGAAAUCUAUAUUGAUAGAGUUCUGAAAAAUAAGGAAAAUGGUGCGAAAUCCGGUAUCCGACGCCAUUCAAUUGCCAAGAAGCCGUUUUGCAUCAAACCCAGAUUUAUCCACGAAUUGUCAGACACGAAAAUCAAAAAAACAGUUGUCCAAGUUAACUUACUCGAUUUAAAUUUGGAUUUUUAUGCAGGAUGUUCGAAAUGCAAACACUCUCUCCCAGAAGCAGCGAAUCAAUGCGAGUUUUGUAAGGAUUCCCAAGGAAAAUCUGAAUUGUCGAUGUAUUCUAGAGUGCGAGUUAUGGACUUCUCCGGUCAAAUGUUUAUCAAUGUGACUACAAAAAAUAUGAAGAAAUUACUCGAUUUGUUAGGAUAUGAAGGAUUUGACAAUUGGUUCCGAUUCAAAGACCCCCAGGAACGACAAAACUAUGUGUUCCGCCCUGUUAUGGUUGAAAUCGAAAAAUCGAAUGAUGAAUGGGAAUGCACUGACGUGGCAGAAGUCGACUGGAAAGAUUUUGGCUCUUACUUGAAACAUAAAGAAGACAAGAAGAAACGCCGUUCGAAAAAGAAGCAUCCAUAAUAUUCCAUUCAUGUGAAUAUUCAUUUAAUCAUGUUUCAUUUAUUUUAUCAUUUUUUUGUUGUGUUUAUUCGUUUUAACGUAGAUGGUUCAAAUGCUUUAAUUUAUUCUCAAAGAAUAUCCCCGUUCUAAUUUUAUAUGUUCCCCUUCUGUUGUUUCCAUGUUAAAGAAUUAUUAUGAAACGAUGAAAUCUUCAUCAGAAAUUCGAAAAUUU